CAGCAUUUCGCAGGCUUUCCUCGUGAAAAAAAGGAAAAAUCUGCUCGUGCUUUCGCCCCUCCUUCGGUAGAUCCUACCCAACUCCGGCGGCGGCCAUGUCUUCCGGCGGCCGCUACAUGGCCUACUCGCCGUCGCCUUCCACGGGCCCGCACUCCCCUCGCCUCCCGCUCGCCGACCAUGAGAAGUACAUUGCGGAGUUGCUUGUGGAGAAGCAAAAGCUUGCCCCUUUCAUGCAAGUUCUUCCAUGCACAUCUCGGUUGUUGAAUCAAGAAAUAUUGCAUGUAUCUGCACUCUUGGGGAUUCCUGUUUUAGAUCAGCCUGGGUAUCAGCAUGGUAGCCCCCUUAUAAACGGAGGAGCAAUACCAAAUGGAAGGCCUGUUGAAAUGAAUGGUUGGGCGCCAGCAAUUCCAUCUGAAGGGGCAGGCAUGUUCCAUCCUCCAUCUAGAAAUUGGGUCAGUCCACAAGGCAACUCCUCAGGUUUUAUUGUCAAGAAAACAAUGAGAAUGGACAUUCCUGUGGAUAAAUACCCUAAUUUCAACUUUGUGGGUCGACUACUUGGUCCAAAAGGAAAUUCCCUUAAGCGAGUUGAGGCAAACACGGACUGCCGUGUCCUGAUUAGAGGCCGUGGCAGCAUAAAGGAUGCUGCUAAGGAAGAGCUGAUGAGGGGAAAACCAGGAUAUGAACACCUUAAUGAGCCUCUCCACCUUGUGAUAGAAGCUGAGCUGCCAGCAGAAAUCAUUGAUAUCCGUCUUAUGCAAGCCCGAGAAAUUCUCGAUGACAUGCUGAAACCUGUGGAUGAAUCAAUGGACUUCUUCAAGAAGCAGCAGCUUCGCGAGCUUGCCAUGCUAAAUGGUACCCUUAGAGACAACAGCUCGCGAAAGUCAGGGUCGGUCUCCCCAUUUCGCAACAGCAUGGGCAUGAAGAGGGCCAAGACUCGUGGUUAAACCGCAAAGGUUACCUUUUAACUCUCUCCAAGUUGAAGACAUCUCUUAUGUGAGAUUUAAAUUUGCUGCCUGAAGUCUGAAGUAUAUGUUGCAGUUGUGGCGAGAGAACCAUAUCCCUGGUUGUGGUUGUGGCUGUGGCUGUGUAGUAUGCUACUGUUUACUCUAGACGUCUAAUCUAGGGGGGAGAAUGUGAUAUGCGAUUUUGGUAGGCUUGUAUAGCUCAACAUGUUGGUCACCUAUAGAAACGACUGAUUAUAUGGAACCUAACUGGGUAGUGCUUUUAUGCCAUCUUAGUGCAUAUGACCAUUGUUGAUCUGGAAAUGGUCAAUAUUUCGUUUGUGUUAUUAGUGCACGGUGUAAGAAGUAGCUUUAUUGGAUUAUUGUAGGACAUGUACGGUUCAGAAUAGCUGAGAAGCACAUUGUUUGAGACUGGUACUAGCAGCGAUCCGAUUCAAGACUGCAUCAAUAUAGUGCCGUUGUCUUAAAAA
Molecule: messenger RNA, 1432 nt
Organism: Panicum hallii
Lineage: Eukaryota; Viridiplantae; Streptophyta; Magnoliopsida; Poales; Poaceae
Product: KH domain-containing protein At4g26480-like
Exons: 7
Coding region: 96-944 (282 amino acids)
Biological process (GO): regulation of mRNA splicing, via spliceosome
Cellular component (GO): nucleus
Molecular function (GO): mRNA binding
Source: RefSeq, a predicted model, not a curated record